This is a messenger RNA of Galendromus occidentalis (western predatory mite), 1897 nucleotides long. Its product is annotated as probable imidazolonepropionase. Lineage: Eukaryota; Metazoa; Arthropoda; Arachnida; Mesostigmata; Phytoseiidae. The transcript has 10 exons. The record is from RefSeq and is a predicted model, not a curated record. Gene Ontology annotation, molecular function: imidazolonepropionase activity. The coding region runs from base 226 to 1506 and encodes 426 amino acids. Gene Ontology annotation, cellular component: cytoplasm.
GGGUAUCUGAUAGACAGUGGCCGAGUCGAGCCCAGAGAGAUAGACCAGUCGGCCGACAGUCGCAAACAGCAGGGAGACCUUCUCUUACGACUCGCGGCAUUCAUUUCGAUCCGUUUCGGGAGGACGCGGUUCUCCGAGCCUACCUAGGGAUCUGAAAAUCCUGCUCUCAGAAAUUCCAGAGUUUGAACCUGUUCAAGGAGUACCCUCAGGCCAUUGAAACUGGGGAUGGCGAAUCUCAAACGAUUGCUUGUGUACAAUUGUGCGGAGAUUGUGCAGGUCACCGAUCGAGGCCAACUCUACCUCGCUGGACGGGAUAUGUCCCGAGUGGCAAUACGGAGAGCGGCGCGCGGACACAGCCUCGCUCUAGCUACAGAUGAACGCGGAAUAAUACUGGAAAUCGGAGACGGCGCCGAAAUGCAGAAAAAAUACAGCCUCAGUGAAUUCGAAAGUACUCUCGAUGCCAAGCAGGGCUCCCUUAUGCCAGGCUUCGUGGAUGGUCACACUCAUCCGAUCUGGAGCGGGGACCGCGUACAUGAAUUCGCCUUGAAAUUGGCAGGAGCGUCGUACAUGGAAAUUCACGCUCAGAAAGGCGGCAUUCACUACACUGUUGAUUGUACCCACGAAGAAUCAGACGAGAAACUCGCCGAAUCGCUUGUUGAAAGAUUGACGCUCAUGAGAAAAUCCGGGACUACUGCGGCCGAGUGCAAGACCGGAUACGGAUUGUGGUUCAAGGACGAGCUGAGACAACUGCAGAUCCUGAACUCGGUCAAGCAGCAGGACAUCAUCGAAAUGUCGCUCACGUAUCUAGGAGCUCACGCCGUGCCCAGAGGCUUCGUAGGAACGCCGGAUGAAUACGCCACGAAGAUAUCUGACGAGGAUCUUCCUAAAUUGAAAGAGCUAGUCGACUUCGAUAACGUGGACGUAUUCUGCGAGAAAGGUGUUUUCGAGAUCGACGCUACGAAACGGAUUCUGGCGAAGGCGAAGGAACUCGAUUAUGAGCUCAACUUCCAUGCGGAGGAACUUUCUUGCAUACACGGAGUUGAGCUCGGGUGUGCUCUCGGAGCUCGCGCAAUGUCUCAUCUGGAGCGGAUUUCCGACGAGGGCAUCGCAGCCAUGGCUGCGACGAAGGCCGCCGCGGUCGUUCUUCCGACCACGGCUCAUAUCCUGCGGCUCAAGCCUCCACCGGUGAGAGAAAUGAUCCAGCAAGGUGUCAUCGUUGCUCUCGGCUCGGAUUUCAAUCCGAACGCUUUCUGUUACGCGAUGCCGACUGUAAUGCACCUCGCUUGCGUUCAGUGUCAUAUGAGCCUCGACGAGUCCCUCGCCGCCGCUACGAUUAAUGCGGCCUAUUCGAUCGGGAAGUCACAUCGGUACGGCUCCAUAGAAGAGGGCAAAGAGGCCAAUUUGAUCUUAAUCAAAGAGCCAAAGUGGGAACACAUCAUCUACCAGCUCGGAUGCCACAAAGACCUUAUACGGAGCGUAAUCUACAAGGGAAAACUCGUGUUGUAGAGACUCGAAUCGGUACCAUAAGAUUCGGUCGCCAUCAGGAAUCUCAUUGCGAUGAUUCGAGAGAAGAUUGGAGCGAAGCGGAAUCGGAGAAACCGAAGUCAGUAAGAUCGAGGCUGACGUACACCUUCACAGAAGGAAAAACUACCACAUGUCCGAAAGGGUGCAGCCGAAUAUCGUGGGGAUUUCGGCUAUGAGCUGUUCGGGAAAAGUGACUAUAUAGGGCGAUAGGUCUCGGUUAGUGGAAGACUUUACCACGAGUUUCCCAAAAAUCGACGCGGCUUGUUUCGAGAAAUCGGCCGAUAUUUGAAAAUCUUAAAAUGCGACUUUCUCGGAACCGGUAAGAGCUCGAGGGUCGUGCUUGUAGCCGUUGAAAAGCUGACGAAAAAUGCCA